Messenger RNA from Tripterygium wilfordii, 843 nucleotides. RefSeq lists its product as uncharacterized. The coding region runs from base 1 to 843 and encodes 280 amino acids. The transcript is spliced from 3 exons. The record is from RefSeq and is a predicted model, not a curated record. NCBI's taxonomy places the organism in Eukaryota, Viridiplantae, Streptophyta, Magnoliopsida, Celastrales, Celastraceae.
AUGGAGUGCUCAGAAGAAGGCCGAGCAAAGCCUCAGAAAGAUGACUUCCACACCCUUUGUACGAGCUCUCGAUUGGAAGAUCCUCCAAACAAGUUUUCACCCCCGGCGUUUGCAGUCUAUAAUGGAAAAACAGAUCCUAUAGCACAUAUUUCAGCCUACACUCAUAAGAUGGCUCUUUGGGCAGGUCGAGACGGACUCAUGUGCAAAAUGAUUCCAUCUAGCCUCGGGACAACAGCCAUGAAAUGGUUUCACCAACUUUCAGAGAACUCAGUUUCGUCUUGGAGGGAGUUGGCCCAAAUCUUCGUAGCAAGAUUUAUAGCAAAUAGUCGAGAUCCAGCAACAUUGGAUACGUUGUUUGCUUUACAUUUGAGGAGAGGAGAAUCACUCAGGGCUUACACUGCCAAGUAUUCAGAUACCUAUGCGGAUAUAGAAGAUUGUGAUGAAAGGACCGCAGUGGCUACGUUUCACCUCGGGCUCCCUCGUGAUUAUAAAUUGAUUAAGCAAUACGUCAAACUGGAAGAAGACAAACAUGGGGAUCGGCAGUUUGCUUCUCAAGAAGCGACAAAAAAGGAAAAUAAGAAGUUUGAAAAGAAGAACGGGAAAGAAAAAGACUCGAAGAAGGAUCCAAAGCCCACUUCUUAUGAAGUGCCAAAUAAGAUGUCAGGGGAUCCGUCCACUCUAAACCAGUCCAAAUGGUGUUCCUAUCAUAGAGAUAAAGGCCACAAGACAGAACAUUGUAGAGAAUUCAAACGACAUUUAGAAGAAUUGGUUCAGCAGGGGCAUCUUAAGGAAUUUAUUGACAAAGAGAAAAUCAUUGCCGAAGGCAGACCCUCAGUCAAAUGA